Molecule: messenger RNA, 927 nt
Organism: Aspergillus vadensis CBS 113365
Lineage: Eukaryota; Fungi; Ascomycota; Eurotiomycetes; Eurotiales; Aspergillaceae
Exons: 5
Coding region: 1-927 (308 amino acids)
Cellular component (GO): mitochondrion
Source: RefSeq, a predicted model, not a curated record
AUGUAUAGUUACAAUGGGCGCAUUCGAUCAGAGGAGAGGAAACGGAUAUUCAAUGUCCCAAAGCUCAAGCGCUUAGUAGCUUCAUCUAAACGUCAGAAACAGGAAGAUGUGAUCGGCUAUACAAAGCUUGCCGAGGGAGGCUUCAAUAUGACCUUCUUAAUCACCAUGCGGGACAAAUUUAAAUUUCCAGCCCUCAUCUCAUAUCCAGUGACUCAGCCACGCGAAGUGGCUACUGUGGAGUAUCUCCGUUCGCAUGGCAUACCCGUUCCAGAGGUCUAUGGCAAUUCCGCUAGUGCUGACAAUCCCUCGGGAACGGAGCACAUUUCUAUGGAGCUUGUUAGGGGGCGGAGCCUGGGCGAUGCAUGGUUCAAUUUAUCCCCAGAACAGAGAACGAAACUCAUCACUGAAAUUGUGGGAAUCAAGUCACGACUAUUUGCACUGCGCCUACAGAGCUACAGCGAUGAUGUGUCCGAAUCUCUUCAAGAGCCCACCCUACCCAGCAACCUCAAUGAGCUGGGAUCAGAAGAACAGGACCGACAGGCUAAUUCAUUCCAGAGACAUCAGCCUCACUACCACUAUGUGUUUAUUAGUAGAUUGAGACACCUCUUUCAUUACGCCAGUAAUCCAUGGGAUGGUGAUAACUUGCCUCUUAAAUCAAACCUCUUUGAGUGGUCGCGCAACAUUGCACACCCUUGCACACUUGUGUAUUCACAAUAUGAGUUGAAACAAUGUCCGAGGUUGACAAGCGCACAAGGUGUAGAAGAGCAGAUGAAAAUGUGCCAGAAAUUUAUUGGAGUAGGGAGUGAGGGAUGGGUUCCUAGUGAUCAAAUUGAGGAAAUGAUUAAAGUACGAGAACAAGCAUUAAAGAAGGCUGCUCUGGAGGCAGGUGAAUCAGAAGAUCGGAGAGCGAUGGUCGAGGAGAGUUAA